Messenger RNA from Hydra vulgaris (swiftwater hydra), 1119 nucleotides. RefSeq lists its product as uncharacterized. The record is from RefSeq and is a predicted model, not a curated record. Lineage: Eukaryota; Metazoa; Cnidaria; Hydrozoa; Anthoathecata; Hydridae. Gene Ontology annotation, molecular function: GTP binding; GTPase activity; protein kinase binding. Gene Ontology annotation, cellular component: cytosol. Gene Ontology annotation, biological process: small GTPase-mediated signal transduction.
GUUUUUUACGUAUUUACUAUGUCGUUUCAAUUAUUUAUAAACACCGUUAAAAAGAAAUAUUCGACCUACUAAGUGUUAAUUAACCUAACACCUUCAUUGAAGUGAAUUUAUUUUUCAGUUUAUCUAUAUAAGUAUCACACUAUUCAUAUUUAAUAGUUUUACAUCGCUGUGCUAUAUUUUUGUCUCAAAGAAAACGAAGCUUUCUUUUUUCUUGCAUUGGUAAUCAUUUUCACUUAUUAAAUGUUCAUGGAAAACAAAACUAACGCGUUUGUAUGUAAUUCAAGAGCAUUUUUGGCUCGUACGUUAACAUUAAAAAAGAUGACUUCAAGGAAAAGCUGUAAAGCAAUACUCCUUGGAGACUCAAAUUGUGGUAAAACAAGCUUGUGGAAAAAACAUACAGAAACAGGCACUAACUAUGACCACAUUCCUACUGUAUUUGAGUUUUUGGAAACAAUAAUAUUUCUUGAUAAAAACUUGGAGGUAAAACUUACAAUAUGGGAUACACCAGGUUCUUCAGAAUUUGAUCACGUUCGCUUGUUAUCUUUUGAUGGCGUUGAUGUUUUUGUACUAUGUUUUGAUUUAAAUCUACCAGAAUCACUAGAAAAUGUCCAAACAAAGUGGGCAAAAGAAGCCAAAACAUUUUCUCCUAGUACACCCAUCGUUCUUUGCGGUUGUAAAUGUGACUUGCAUGAUGUCAACAAAUGUGAUAAAGAAAUGAUUGAUAAAGUAAUACAGCAAAUUGACUCAUCUGUGUAUAUCGAGUGCUCAAGUCAAAACAAUAAAAACGUCGAAGAGAUUUUCAAGACAAUUUCCUUACUCGCAAUUGGCGAAACCAAUAAAAUAAAAAGUGAGUUUAAAUGCAAAACUAAAAAAAAAAACGUAAACAGAUGUUGCGUUACCUAACCUUACGUUAUUCAGUGUACCUACGUAUCAAAUUUACAUGAAUUUUCCAAAAGUGAAAACUUUUUAUUUUUGUGCUUUAUUUUUUAUAUCUUUUACAUUUUAUAUACUAAGUAUUGUGAAAUAGAUAAAAUAUGUCAUAACGCAUAAUAGAAUACAUAUAUUUUUUCGUAAUUUAUACUGCAAUCUGUUUAUAAAAGAUUUAUAGCUUUAGCCAGA